Lontra canadensis (Northern American river otter) is the source of this 5520-nucleotide messenger RNA. RefSeq names its product C2 calcium dependent domain containing 6 (gene CATSPERT). The transcript is spliced from 16 exons. The record is from RefSeq and is a predicted model, not a curated record. Lineage: Eukaryota; Metazoa; Chordata; Mammalia; Carnivora; Mustelidae. The coding region runs from base 78 to 5399 and encodes 1773 amino acids.
AUAACUGUGGCGGGCGGAUCCAUUCCCUGUACACAGCCCCUAUACUUCAGAGAAGUCCUCCUGCCAACCUGGAAAAUAUGCACAGCAGAACGUCGGGAUUUUCUUUGAUUCGUUACACCCAGGACCAAAACAAGACCAUGAAUGGUCUUGACCAAAACAUGCCCAAGGACCAGAACAAGGAGGGCGCUGGGCACCGGCUGCUGAAUAUGCUGAGAAUAACUCUUAAAGAGUCUAAAAUUAAAGAACCGGAAAUAACACCUGAAGUUCCGACUUUGAUACCAUUUGGGGAUGUGGUUGGCUGCAUUGCUAUUCAUAUAAAGAACUGCAGACAUUUCACGCCUAAGAUCCGUUUACAACAUUUCAAUAAUUUGUUCAUUCGCAUCUCUAUAAACAACAUUGUGAAAUGUACAAAAGUAUGUAGCUUGGCAUCCCCAAAUGGUGAAAAGUACACUACAGUUAAUUUUGAUGACACAAAGUACUUUUCUGUACAGGUUCCCAGGCGUCAAGAUGAUGAGCGGAAUAAUAUAUACUUGGAACUAAUGCAAUAUAGAAGUACAGAAAAAUAUCCUCUCUUACUAGGGAGUGUUAAGGUACACCUUUAUGAUGUAAUUCAGAAAGGGUGUUUUAUUGAAGAAUUUGAAAUAUUGCAUAAAAACAUGCCUAUCUGCAAGGUGGCGGUGGAAUUUAUGUUCUCCUAUGGAAACUUUGGUUAUGGAUUUUCACAUCAGUUAAAACCUCUUCAGAAAAUUAUCGAGCCAUCCAUGUUUAUGAAUAUCGCACCACCUCCAGGAAGAAUAGAUCCUGUGACAAAUGUUAUUACACCACAACUGAUAGAGUAUCCAGCAUUCCUAUCCCCAGACCUGAAUGUUACUGUUGGGACGCCAGCUGUAGUGCCCAACCAGUCGUCUGUAGUGCGACUUGAAAAACUUCAGCAACAACCUCGGGAAAGGCUGGAAAAAAUGAAAAAAGAAUACAGAAAUCUGAAUACAUGGAUAGAAAAAGCUAACUAUUUAGAAGGAGUUCUUAACCCAAAAAUGGCCCAUAAAGAACUUAAGGAAACUGAUACCGAGCAGUUACUAAAAAGCCUACGUGAAGCAGAGUCUGAAGUUUUUGAAGCAUCAGAUUUCCCUUUUAUAAUGGAGGAAGCUGAAACUGUUCCAAGUGAGUUGCUGGAUAAUGAUGAUAAGAAAGGCCUGACUCUACCAACUCUGAACCAGUCAAAUCAAGAUAAUUCAAGUGCUGUUGCUCCUGGAAGUGAUGAAUCAACAAAGCAAACUCCAUUGCCUGUUAUUCCUAUCCUGACAAUAACAGAGGAGAACCAAGCAUCACCUCUAGAAGAAUGCCAAUCAGAAGCUGCACUGGAGGGGGAAAAAAAUAUGUUCUUAACAUCAGAUAUAAAAUUGAAAGAUAGAUAUCCAAGGCUUUUAAAAACAGACUCAUCUUCAUCAGAGGUGAUUUUUUCACCAAAGGAAAACAUUAUACCAUAUUUCAGACCAGAAUAUAUAGAAUCCAAACCAAAAUAUCAGUUCCAGAAAUUCAACCUUAAGAAUGGUUUUGAUCCUUUUCUAAGGAAUAUAAACAACAAAACAUCAGUCAGUAAAAGGAAAAAUCAAGAUAUGUCCAAAUAUAGAAACACUUCAAGUCCAGAGAUUAUAGAGCAUGAAGACCAAGAUCCUCCUUACCCAACAUACUCAAAAACUGCAACACUUACUAAUAAAACCUGGCCCUGUGAUCCUGGUAUCACCACAGUAAAGACUUUAGACACCAAGACUAAAUUAAAGUCAGCCUGUGAUCCUGAUUUCAUCACAGUAAAGACUUUAGACACUAAGAAUAAUUUAGCCCGUGAUCCUAAUAUGACCACAAUAAAGACUUUAGAUACUAAGAAUAAGUUAAAAGAAAGACUACCAAAUGUAUCUCCACCUAAUUUUGAAGGAGAAUCAUCAGUGACUGGAAAUGUCAAUACAUAUCGCCUCUCAAAAUCAUUAAGUCUUACUCCCCAUCUAGAAAAUUUAAAACAAUCAAUGGUGCUCAAGUCAAUUUUAAGUAAAAAUCUGCAAGACCUAGCAGAUAAAUUAUUUUCUAAACCAGAGAUUCCUAUGGACACUGAAGCAAGAAAGAAAAGUCCUAGUUCUCCACUUCUGAGUAUUCAUGAUGGAUCACAAAGUAGUUUGGAAAGUAAAGUAUUUGAAAAAGUCCAAGACUCAAAUAUCUGUCUUCCAGAAAAAGACAUGGUACAUUCAAAGUCUCUUUUAAGACAAGUAACUAAAGAUAUUCUUGUAGAUUUACUUGAAAGUGGACCAUCACUUGAAGAUGGACCAAGAAAUUCUCCAGAGGUAGAAAGAGCACUUGUUUCACCUCCAGGUGAUAAACACCUGGAGGCUGAUGAGAUCAAUUUUCCACUUACAAAAAAUAAUCUCCAGAAGAAGCAUUCAAAAAUUGAAGUGUCUAGAUCCAAACCAGGUGUAAGUGACAUUGCACAUGAUUAUGUUAUAAAGCAAAUAUUCACAGCACCUAUCUUCUCAGAGUUGGAAGUAGGAGAGAAAGAAUCAAGUGAGACACCAGUAAAUUUGCAGAAUCAAUUACCCACAGCUUGGGAGAGUUUAUCUUCAAAUAUUCUACUUCAUUAUGAAGAAAACGAUGAUGAAAUAGAAUUGCCACAAGCCAAAUCUGUCAUAAGCCAGAUAAUACAAGCAUUUCCUGUAGAUACUCUUUUAGAAUCUGGGAUAAUCAAAGUGAUAGAGUUAGAUAAAGAAUAUCAGAAGGGUUCUGUGCAGGAUACAGAGACAGUCUUUGCUGAAGAAGAGCCGAAGUAUUCCACAGAGGAUUAUUCAGAAACCCAAAGAGGAACAGAAUCUCUUUCAGAGAAGAAUACACUCCUCAUUCCCAAAGAAACCACUUCUUUUAAUAGCAAUGAAUAUAUGGAUGAAGGUCAAAAUAUAUCCCUACAAGAUUCAAAAUAUCAGUCAACACCAGAUAAAAAAACAGAUACGCUAAAUAAUAGUCAGAGGUUGAAUAGAGAAGAAAAGGAUCUAAAUUCUGCUUUAGAAAAUUUAAGUAACUCAUUAAUGGGUAAACUUAAUGACACAGAUGCAAUAAUGUUAAAAUCCUUUUUAAAACAUAUGUUUAAUAUUUUUUUCAAAUAUAAUCAGUCUGAAAGAAGACAACCAGGGAAAGAAUUAGGAAGACUAAUUCAGCAUCCUUUUCCAAAUAACACAGAAGACCUGGAAGAAAUUAGAGAGAAUUUUGAUAAAACAGAUAAAUUAGGCAGAAAACCUAUGUUGAGUCCAAAGCUGUGUGUAUUUCUAGAAGAACUCUCGGAGUCAGAAAUUAAAAAUUUAAAAUCUGAACUAAGUAAACAUAUCCAGCAUUACCUUGUAGAAAGACUUUCAGAAUCUGGACACAUCACCAAAGAAGACUUACCAAAAAUCUACCAAAAUCUGUAUUUGAUGAAUGAGAAAGUGGAACCAAAAGGGCAAAAUAUUUUUCUGGAAAAAUAUUCAGAAACUGUAAAAGAAAUCAUGUCUUUUGUAAAUAAUUUUAAUCAUCAUUUCAUAGAUAAACAUUUGGAAAUAAAGCUAAGAUCUUUCUUAAAUGAAAUUCUCCAAAACUAUUUCCUAAAAAACCUUUCAGAAAGCAGUUUAUUUAGAGAGACAGAAUCUGAGACUAUCAACUCAAACAUGUCUUCUCUAAGAACUAAAAGUGCCUCCAUAUCAUUUCAUGAGUUAGGACAAGAUAUUUCAAGGGGGAGUUUUGGGAAGAGACUUGACUUAAACAUGAAAUACCCCUUAAAUAAAUCUCUACAAAACUAUCUUACAGGUUUAUCAGAAAAUGAACUAUUAAAUCUAAAAGCUGAUUUAAGCAAACACUUCCAGAGCCUUUUUAUAGAAAGACUUUCAAAAUCAGGACUAAUCACAGAAAGGCAAUUAGAGGGGCUCAACCAGCAUAUAAAUUUGAUCAAUUCUAGUUCCAUACCAUUAAAAUGUAUAAAGCCAGGUUUAUCUUCUAGAAAUGAAAACCAAUUUAUGGAGGAGAAUUCAGAAAAGCAAAAUAAAUAUUCAAAAAUUGUUCAAAAAACUACUCUACAAAAAGAUCCUGAGGGGAGACUUGUAGAAACAGAACUAACCAAAGAGAAAGAAAAGGAAUAUUUUUCCUUACAGAAUAUUAAGGAAAAUCCAUCAAUAAUUGGGGAACAGAAAAGACACUAUCCUAAAGAAGGAGCCAAACCCCUGAGAUUAAUUAAGGUACAGCCUUCUUUCAUCAGAAAUACCCAAGCGAUUCCAUUAAAUAAGUCAUCAGAAAGACUUACAGAUAUAGUGCUUAAGAAACAAAGGAAAGAACAUGGUUUCAUGCAGCUUCCUCGAGCAGAAAAUUAUUAUUUUAAAACAGAAAUUCAAGACUCACAUGGUUGGAGUGGUAAAUCAAAAGCAACUCAGUCAAAUAUUUGCCUUGAAAGGACACUAAAAAUGAAGUCCCUUGAAAAAAGGGAGCAUAAUCUCUAUAAACUGAUGGCACAGGAAAAACCGGAAGCAGUACUGUCUCCGUAUCCAAGAAUUCCUAAUUACGAAAUGUCAAGUGAAAAUGAAGAAUAUAUUUACAAUUUUCCUUCCAGGCAGAAUAACAUUUUAAGUUAUUUCAGUUUAGAGGUUGGGGAGAAAUCAAAGCUAGAAGACCAGUAUAUUCAGAGGUUGAAAGGAAAUAAUAAUAAUAAUAAAAAACAUCUAGUAACAUUGGCACAAUACAAAAAAAUACAUACUCUUUCUGUACGGACAAAUGGAAUUUGUAAUGAAAAGCAUGCCAAGUUCCCUGAAUCACAGUCGUUUAAAUACAAAGGUGUGGAAGCUGAGAAAAACUCAAAACCAUCCCUCUUCCCAGAAGUAUUAAAGGGAGAAAAUCUAAAGCCCAAGGUCCGAAAGGAAAGAGACCGUGGCAACAAACAGAAGUCCUUCAGCAAGAUGGCUAAGAUACUACCAGCCUCACUGCCCUCCACGAGAAUUCUAAGGAAAUCUGUUCCAAGGACAUUGCUUCACUGGACCGCGAGAACAACUAUACAUGAUUGUUCGGAUAGAUUUGAGGAUAUACCCGUGACCUCAUUUAAGCAUGUUGAGCAAGCAAAAUCAAGAACAAGGCUUUUAGGAAAAAGCCCGGAUAAUAACCACAAUCAGUUAAAACACUUUGCAAGACCAAAUACUGCUCCAGAGGUUCACAAACGGCGAGAGAGCUACAACGGAAAAUUAACAAGUCCUCGAAUGAUUUCAGCAGGCUUAGUUCACAUAAAUGAUGCAAUCCCAGAUUAUGAAAUCCAGAAAAUGAGGCAAAAAAAGAAAUUUAAAGAGAAUAUUGAAAAGUGUUCAUUCAUUUGUGAUAUUAUACAAAUGUUGAAAGUACAGAAUAAUAUAUAAGGCCAACAGUCAAUUUCUCCAAUGAACAAAAUGGUUUGGAGAUCUGUCCUUCUGUGUGAUAGAUGUCAACAACCAAAUUUCACCUUGUUAGAACCAUUUUGUUUUAAUUAAAAUGAAAACG